Messenger RNA from Branchiostoma belcheri (Belcher's lancelet), 1781 nucleotides. RefSeq lists its product as uncharacterized. The transcript has 5 exons. Bases 362 to 1351 code for a protein of 329 amino acids. NCBI's taxonomy places the organism in Eukaryota, Metazoa, Chordata, Leptocardii, Amphioxiformes, Branchiostomatidae. The record is from RefSeq and is a predicted model, not a curated record.
UCAGAUUUUUUAACGUCCGAUCCUCAGCUAUCCUCCCCAUGCGCUCCCUUAAUCAGACUUUUGAAUAUGAGGUCCUGAGUGGUCUUGGUGAAGGCACGAAGGAGUCUCUCGCGGUGGACGCUAUUACAUAUCAACUUAAUCACCUUGGUUACAUCAGGAUCAAGUUCUUAAACAAGGGAACGGUCGCAGUACAGGACCAUGAUUGCGGGGUGCACAAAUGGACUGCCAGUCUCUAGAUCUCCCCCGUAACUAUCGGUGAACUCAAGGUGGGUUUCACGCAGGUCAUCAGAUUCUGGAGGCACUACCCAUUUAAAGUUUCUAAGAAACAAAGUCUAAGUCGUCAGUGAAAUAAUAAUACAAAAUGGCUGAAGCGAAACCAGAAAAUGAGAUUGAGGAUGAUCAAUGUCCAGUUGGGAAAAUCAUUCACAAAUGGGUCUGUGAUAAGGAAAAAGAAUGUUUGGACAAAGUAGGCGGCAAUAAAGAACGUUUCCGUGAAGACGUAAAAAAAGCUUUGGAUAAACUGUUCAAUGCUCAUAAAAUCUUCAAAUUGGAAGAAGGGAUACAAAGUUUCAAGUAUGAACGGACAUUUAUCCAGUUUGGAUAUAUCUACAAACAUGCGAUGUUUUCGGCACGAAGUUUGUCAAAGGUCAUGCAUCGUUCCAAUGUCUUGAAUAAGCUGGAAGAGAAAAGCAGCAUAACCAUUGCGUGCUUGGGCGGAGGGCCUGGGUCUGAUGUUCUGGGUGUACUGGACUACUUUCGUGACUUCGAGGGGCAACUGAACAUACAACUGUAUGACAGGAAGAACAAAUGGGGCAAAUGUUGGAAGAGUCUGCAGGCAGCUAUAGACGAAGAACUGCAUGACCCCAGGGUCACAGUGAGCUUUCACGACUUUGACGUAACUACGGCUGACAAGAACAAACCUGACAUUCAAGAUGCUGACGUCAUCACUAUGCAUUACUUCAUGGAGGAAGUGUACUCCGAGAGGGAAAAGGAAGAGGUGAAGGAGUGUUUUGACCACAUAAUCCAGACAGCCAAACCAGGUGCCUUGUUCCUGUACUCGGGGAUGUACAUGUACCAGGCUACAGACUGGGUACAUCGGCUCCUGAAGGACAACUGUAAGGUUCUGGAACCGAACAUGGAUCUACAUAUAGAUUUGCCAAGGAUUUGCCAAGAUUACAUUACCGUUGAAUCGAUAUGGAUUUACCGUAUUCAGGUUGACUUACGUCAGGAAGGAGACUUGAAGCUGUUCUAUGACAUCAGAGACAACCUCGAAACCGGGGGCUACCCUGUAAAGGAGAUUUCUUUCAGACUUGAUGGUAACGUUGUUUACCGUCUAUACCAGAAGAAGUAGACAAGAACAGUAAAGUGUUCGGAGGUGCUGUGUUCUCAAACAGGGCAAUUCUGUGAUGUCAUCAGAAACCCAAUGAUAUUAGCCUGGGUGUCAUCCGAUUUGUAACGGCAACCCUAAAGUUCCGCAAAAUGCCAGCGUGUGCCGGCUCGUCUUGUAUGUCGCUAUGUACUGCUGCAUAUUCACAAUACCAGCUUUGUAUUUCUGAAGUUUAGUAGCUGGUAGCAUUUUUAUUUUUGGCCGGAAUUUUUUUAUUCGCCUGCGCGCACUAGUUUGGGGGUCUUCAGAGGAUAUCAUCCAUAAAAUUAGGUUUGUGUGGCCUUAGAUAAAACACAGAUACAGAUAUCUGACAAAGUAGGAAAGCGGUAUAAAAUGUAACUGUCAGAUACACUAGUAGCUGUUUAAAGAAGUAAGCACAAAACAUGUUAGGUGC